AUGGUGCCCAGAAUACCCAACGAUGUUGGCCCGAGCCAUGCUUCUCCCAGCUACUUCGAUCUUUCGCCUCGUCGCUCAGGUAACGCUCCGCGUCGUGACGUGCAAGCCGCCCUCUCUUCCUUCCGCUUCUCCAGCCAUGCUGCCGGCACAGCCGAGAGUCCCUUGGGUGGUGCUAAUACUUCCAACGCCACCUUUAGCUUGUCAGGAUCUGUGAAUGACGAGUAUGUUGAGCCCUUGGGCUUGAUGGAUACCAGCAGCCGACGACCGAGUGUUCAGAGGACAUCGAGUGCGCCCGAAGCCUCUUUGUCCAAGUCGACUUUGUUUGUCGAGCCGGCCGGUCCUUCACUACCUUGCCCAAUCAUCGCCCGUGCCUGCUCCGAGAGUCGUGCCUCUGGUGUUUUGCAACGUCGCCGCCGCAAGGUCGCGUCCAGUCGCGAUGCGCUUCCAUCUACGCUUAUGCUUGACUUGGCCAACCUGCCCAUGACACUGGGCGCAGGCAACCUGGGUCUUUUGCGCGCCGCUCGCAAGGCUAUUAUUGAGCCAAGUGGCUUUGAUUGGGGUCGUACCGCAACAUCUGCUCCUCCUUCUACAGCCAACUCGCACUUCUUGGCUCAGCAACUGCAGAGCUUCACCAUGUCUUCUCCAGCCCGCGCCUCGGUGGGCUCAGUUCAUGCGCCAGCCACCGUCUCCUUGCCUGCUUCAACGUCAGCCUCGGUCUCGGCAUCACCAGAGUCGAACCGCGUCGGCAGCAAUCUCACGUCGUCUCGAUCCUGCGUUGGUUCUCAUUGGAGCAAUCGCAUAUCCGCCUCGGACGAAUCGGAAUGGGAUUGGGCUCUGGCAGGAAAUGCAAGGGCGACGCUUGAAGCGCUUCGCCAUAGCGCGUACAAGGAGACCAGGGAGCCAGUGCACGAUAUUUGGCAGCAGUUGCCCGACUGGGUGAGCCGUCGCUCCUCGCUCGGCGGAAGAGAUGCGGAUCUCUCUUUGCGUGGCCCUGGGCUGCACAACUCGUUAGCUUCACAUAAGGCUGGCAAAGGACAGACUUGA
Messenger RNA from Ustilago hordei, 1044 nucleotides. RefSeq lists its product as uncharacterized. The coding region runs from base 1 to 1044 and encodes 347 amino acids. The transcript has a single exon. The record is from RefSeq and is a predicted model, not a curated record. Lineage: Eukaryota; Fungi; Basidiomycota; Ustilaginomycetes; Ustilaginales; Ustilaginaceae.